GCUACCCUAGGUCUAUCGACUCCACCUAAGCUUUAUCCAAUUCGGUGACGUCAUUACUUCGUUAUUACUUCGUUAUAAUAAUCAUAGCUUUGAUCAUGACCUCGACUUACAUACGUAGAUGUACUCUAAUCUUGAAGGUUUUGUAAAUAGUUAAUUGCUCUUGCCAUUAUCCAAUUUAAAAUAGAGACAUCGAACAUCACAACAUCACAAUUCCAGCCACAACUCAUCUUCCAAAAUGUCGAGCAUCACAACCCUACGCACAGCUCUACGAGCGAGCAGAGCUCUCAGACCCAACCUCAACAACUGCCGCCUCUCAGCCGCCACCUCGAGGCCGAUCCACCAAUCAGCCGCAGCCCGUACACCCUACAAAGACGACCAGGACCGCGAGUCCCUGAGUCCCAAAGCGCACGACUCUACUAUGAGCGCCACGGACGACGAGGUCGCCACCAAGCACGACGCCUCCUUCAACAAGGACAAGACGGACCCGCAAACCUCCAAAGACGCCUCCGCCGCUGCGAGCAACGGGAACCCUCUCGACUUUAGCCCUGCCGAUCAGGGGUUCUCCCAGGGCGGCAGCAGUGGCCACGAGGAGGAUGCGCCGCAUGACACUAAGGUGCAGGGCGGGCAAAAGAAGGCGAGCGGCGGUGGUGGGCGGGGUAAGAAGGGGAAGAAGGCAUAGCUGGAAGAGAUGCUGAGGAGUACCUAGGUAUAUAUUAAUUUGUAUAAGUAUUUUGCACAUUUUCAUCGUGUAUCGUAGCUUUCGUAUCCGGCGCAUUACAGUUAGGUACGCCAAUGGCCUUUUAUCCAACAAUGUAUUGUGACGAC
Hypoxylon fragiforme is the source of this 825-nucleotide messenger RNA. RefSeq lists its product as uncharacterized. Lineage: Eukaryota; Fungi; Ascomycota; Sordariomycetes; Xylariales; Hypoxylaceae. The record is from RefSeq and is a predicted model, not a curated record. The coding region runs from base 236 to 679 and encodes 147 amino acids. The transcript has a single exon.